AGUCAUGGGUGCGCGUACUACAUUAUGAAAAGUUAACGUGACUACAAAAUACUUAUUUGGCAAGUGCAGCCAUUGUCUUAUAAACAAAGUGGAAAAUGACUAAACAAAAACACACACAUGCAAAACAAAAAGUGAUGACGACCAGAUAAUUUCAUUUCUUACUUCCCUGGAGCUACUAGCCAUACCUAGAAGUAGAAAUAUUGUUAGGUACAAGAUAAAACAGAAUCUAAACAGCACACAUACACAUAUAUGCAAUGUCAUAUCCAAGACAACCAACUGCUCCCUCAGCUCCUACUGCACCUCCACUUAAUGUAACAGUAAAUGUGACACCGCAACCAGGAGCAUCUCCACCUUAUUCUGCUGCUGUUGGGAACCCAUCCCAUCAACAGUAUCCACCACCAACACUGGAAGGUCAGUAUCCACAGCCGCCACCUCAAGCAUAUCCACCACAAGGAAGUUACCCCCCGACAGGAGGAUAUCCACAACCAGGAGGAUAUCCACCACCAGGGGCGUACCCACCACCAGGGGCAUACCCACCACCAGGGGGAUACCCACCACCAGGAGCACCAGGACAAUAUCCACCUAUGCAGUACCAACCAGGUCAGUAUCCUCCUAGACCUUAUCCUCCAAUGCAACAACCCACGGGACAAUACCCAACUGGCACUUACCAGCAGCAACCAAACACACAUGUAAUACCCCAUCAACAGCCAGGUACUAGAAGUGCUGCACCAUUCGCUGCUGGAUCUAUGGUGGGUGCUGCAGCUGUGGCGCCAGUCGUUGUUCAGAAAAAGAGUAAGGGCAAUAAAAAAUUACUAGGUGGUUUAGCAGCAGGUGCGGUAGGCGGUUAUGCUUUAGGUAAACUUGUUGGUCAUGGUCAUCAUGGUUUUGGAUUUGGUGGCUGGAGUGGGAGUAGCAGUAGUAGUAGCAGCAGCAGUGAUUCUGACUAAAAAAAGUGUUGAAAUACUUGUUGAAAUACUUGUGCCAAGUGAUGGUUUAGUUUUCAAAUGUUUAAUUGUGCAUUGAUAUUUGGAUUAUGUUGCCAGGAAUACAUAUUUCUCAACCUUGAAUAUGUAUAUAAUAAAACAUUUUGUUAUUACAUGACAUUUAGUUUUUUAGAGAUUAUUUUUUUAAGAUAGCUUAUAAUUUUAUUUUGUUUGAAAUUGGAUAAUAAAAUAAUAAUUUCAAAAAUGAAAUAAGCAACAAGUUCAAUGGAAAACUUAAAAGGUUUAUAUUAUAUGUAUAUUGCACGCAACAAUGUUGGAUUCCAGUUCAUACAAUUAGUUAUACAUUAUUGCAUUCAAGAUGUUUUCAACAAGCCCAAUUUAUUUACACGAAUUUUUGGCCACAAAGGUAAGGAAUUUAUUGAUGAAUUUAUGUAAAAAGUACAUCUCAUGGCCAAUGGAAAAAAUAUGAAAAAUAUUGUAUAUAACAUGCAAUAUACACCAUUUCUUUAUAAGCAAGUGAUUAUUUUGGUCAGACCUCAAGUUGCUUAUUUUUUAAUGGAUAACUAGAUCUUUUGCUUAAUGGUUGCUUAAUUUUAUUCAACUAAUUUUUCGUAAUUUCUAUGUAAGAAGGGAAAGAAGAAAGUAAGUCAUAUUUUUGGUAAAAUAAAGUUUCUGAAAAUAAACUUAGUGUGCAAUAAAGAAGUUAUUGUAGUUUUCUUUUCUUGGAGUUUUGUUUCUUUCGUUUCGAAAGCGAUAAAUGAUUUUGUUAGUUGCUUCUCCUUGUGUGAGUUGCUUUCAUUUUUGAAAUCCAGUUCAGUUCGUGGUAACAAAAAUCAUGAGAACUACCCUCUAAAAAUUACGUCUACAGUUAUUUUUAAGCAUUGGUGAGAUAUCGGAACAGGCCAAACGCAUAAGCAACAAAUCAGAUUGAAUUUACUGAAAAAAUAACCAUCAAAGUAAAUUUCAUGCUGACUUCCUGCGUUGUUAAAAAAUUUGUAUUAAAAUGAAAAUGUUUGACUAAAUGACAAAAAAUGAAAAAUAUGAUGGAGAUAAGAAUUUUUGAUAUAUAUUUUCAAUAUUAAUAUUAAUAUUUAUUAUAGUAUAACAUGUUCUCUUGCUUUUUUUUUUUUAUUUUUAUAUUCUUUUAUUUUUUGAUUUUAUUGUCCAGUUAAUUCAGUGUCUAGCUAAGUUCGUGGAAGCACUAAAGCUGGCGAAUAUAAUGAUUAAUUCUUAUGACCAGUAAACCCCUUUCUACUUUCUUUAUAGAAAUUUAAAUAGAAACAGUGAAAAUGUCCAUUUAAAAUUUGGCUUUAAAAACUAUUCACUGGCCCUAUAUGGAACUUACUUGAGAGUAAUAAAAUAUUUUAUUUCAAUCAUUACUUUUAUUAGGGCGGGUGCAUAAGGUCCGUUAAAUACACUGCGAUUUCCACUGAUCUAAAAAUUUAAAAAUGAUAAAUUUUUGAAAUGUGUUUUAUUUUCUUCAGUUCCCAAACAUUUUUUUUAUUUUGUUUACGUUGUACAUCACAGAGGAAUUUAAAUUUUCGUUAUUUUGCAUUUUUGAAGAAGAGUUGUAUUUAUAAUUAGACAUACACUUUUUGUAAAUAAAUCUUAAAUUUGAUAGAAAUGCAAAAUUUCAUUCUUUUCACAUCUCCCUGAACAUUGAUUUUUCACACUGUUACUUCUAUUGUAAUCACCUCCUAUGUGCCAAGAAAAGUUGGAAAUAUAUUUAUUUUUCGGGCUAUCGGAUUUGCACAUGCGCAUAUUACAAUAAGUAUUAAUGUUCCACGUGGUGUCUCAUCAAACUCUCUUGCUGUGGCAUCGCAAACCUUUAAAAGAGUUUAAGAAAUAAGCCUAAUUUUUCCUUGACACUCGGUUAACGCAACUUUCAAACUCUUUCUUACUUCUCUAUUUUAUUUUUUAACAGUAGCGAAAUAUAUGUCGUGAAACGAGAUUAAGGGAUAUCGAUCUCCUGUUUGAGCACCUUAUUGAGAUGAAUUGAUAUCUCAAUAGUAUCCUACCACUCUCUACUUUGACUAUUUUGAACGAAGAAAUAGCAAAAAAUAUGUUAUUCACUCCCGCAUUCUUGAUUCUGUUUUGAAAGUUCGAUGUAGUUAUCGAAAAGUCUGGAGAAACGUGAAUUUUUAGUUCUGAAAAUGAAGAUUAUUAUUUCCAGCGGUGUUCAAUAUGUCACAAACCGUCGACAAAAUCAUUAAACAUUCUAGUUAUUUUGAAUGUAAGAUUGAAAAGUUCAUAGGUGGACCGUUGUGUUUGCUUUUGUUGAACAUUUACUUAAUUGUCAUCUGUUCAGUUUAUUCAAAGUUGAAAAUCUGACUUAGAUAUCAGAUAUUCAAUGCAUAAGUAUUUUUAGUUUCCGAUACAUAAGGUGAAAUUAGAAUAAUAAUGCGUACUAAUUUUCGAGAUCGACAGUUGUUUACUACCGCCAGCCCCGUAUUUCAGCCCCGUAUGGACUAAUCCAUACCAUAUUUUUAGCCAAUAACCUCCUCACAAGACUUGUUAGAGACCAUUUUAAUUUUGUAGUAGUUACUGUGAAUUUAGUUGCUAAACUCUAUCAUUGGUUACUACUGUUGUUCUUUACUUUGUUGGUCAAUAUCGGGAAAUUCUUUGUUUUGAGCGCGAAUGACCUUACUCACCCUAAUUAUAUAUUAUUAAUUCUGGUAUUAUUUAAGAGGGUAAGAUGUGACCACGCCGACUUUCUGCUCA
Hydractinia symbiolongicarpus is the source of this 3665-nucleotide messenger RNA. RefSeq names its product calcium-binding protein P-like. The record is from RefSeq and is a predicted model, not a curated record. NCBI's taxonomy places the organism in Eukaryota, Metazoa, Cnidaria, Hydrozoa, Anthoathecata, Hydractiniidae. The coding region runs from base 255 to 947 and encodes 230 amino acids. The transcript is spliced from 3 exons.